GUCUCCCCACCGGUUCUCGGUCCUUAAGAGGGAGGGGGCGGCUGCAGGAUAAUCUGCAGUUACAAUAUCAAGCUGCCGUCUUCCAUUUGGACCAGUUUCAAAAACAAACACCAGUAUGCAUGCAAUUUGUAAGUGAGCGUGCCUGAGGGGAAAGACAAGCCCAAGAGAGAAGACAAAACAGAAAGCAAUUGAACAACCCAAGUGGCUGCGACCCAGGGAAAGGAUGCUGGCUACCGAAUGGUUCAUUAGAACUACAUUUUAGAAAGGGAAAUAGUCUCAGCAGGACAGCUUCCGUGGCUUCCAGAUUCACCAUGGCCCUGAUUCUCUGGUUGGACGGCUGAAGUCACUGUGUGUCCAAUACUUGCUUUUUGUCUUUGGCCGGUCUCCUGGUACCAUCUGCUCACUGGAUCUGGUGGGAAUCAUAUGCUACCAAAGGUUGGAAUCCGGAGAGAGAUGGACUCCGACAAGUUAAAAUGGAAGUAACUUGACAGCUUCAAUCCCUCCAGUUGCCUCUUGUAAGGACAAGUUAAGAGUGGGAACACAAACGUGUCUGGGAGAGCAGUAUGCAGGAAGCUGGUUUUCAGGCCACAAACGCUUUCACAGAGUGCAAAUUCACCUGCACCAGUGGUAAAUGCUUGUAUCUUGGCUCGCUGGUCUGUAACCAACAGAAUGAUUGUGGGGAUAACAGUGAUGAAGAGAACUGUCUACUGGUGACCGAACAUCCUCCUCCUGGCAUCUUCAACUCUGAACUGGAGUUCGUCCAGAUCAUUAUCAUCAUUGUGGUGAUCACGGUGAUGGUCGUGGUUAUCAUUUGCUUGUUGAAUCACUACAAGCUCUCAACACGAUCCUUCAUCAAUCGGCAGAGUCAAAACAGGAGGCAAGAAGACACCUUGCAGCCGGAAGGGUGCUUGUGGCCUUCAGACAGCUCAGUGCCACGACAGGCUGCUUCAGAGAUUAUGUAUGCCCCCCGGACUAGGGACAGAUUUACUGCCCCAUCGUUUAUGCAGAGGGACCGUUUCAGCCGCUUCCAGCCCACCUACCCUUAUGUACAGCAUGAGAUUGAUCUUCCUCCCACGAUCUCCCUUUCUGAUGGGGAGGAGCCACCACCCUACCAGGGACCCUGUACCCUGCAGCUUCGGGAUCCUGAACAACAGAUGGAACUCAAUCGAGAAUCUGUCAGGGCCCCACCCAACCGAACUAUAUUUGACAGUGAUUUAAUAGAUAUUUCUAUGUACAAUGGGGGCCCAUGCCCACCAAGCAGCAAUUCGGGCAUAAGUGCAACCAACUGUAGCAGUAACGGAAGGAUGGAAGGACCACCCCCAACUUACAGUGAGGUGAUGGGUCAUUACCCUGGCUCCUCUUUUUUCCAUCACCAGCACAGCAACACCCAGAGGGGAAGCAGACUUCAGUUACAGCAGAACAAUUCAGAGAGCACAAUAGUACCUAUCAAAGGCAAAGACAGGAAACCUGGGAACCUUGUCUGAUUUCCUCCUCUGGGCACUUGAGCAGAAGAGAAGAGAAACCAAUAGGAGAGGGCAGCCCAUCCAGGCCUGCCUCCUCUGCACAAUGUUUUGAAGUUUUACAUGGUACACCUGAGUAAAACCAAAUGUGCAAACGUGUUCUUUGUUUCUGAUUCCUUUCAGGGGAAUUGCAUGCAAAGUGGAUUGAAAUAUUACAGACUUCCAUUCAGGUUGACCAUGAA
This is a messenger RNA of Trichosurus vulpecula (common brushtail), 1702 nucleotides long. It is a transcript of the gene LDLRAD4, whose product is annotated as low density lipoprotein receptor class A domain containing 4. Gene Ontology annotation, biological process: negative regulation of transforming growth factor beta receptor signaling pathway. Lineage: Eukaryota; Metazoa; Chordata; Mammalia; Diprotodontia; Phalangeridae. The record is from RefSeq and is a predicted model, not a curated record. Gene Ontology annotation, cellular component: Golgi membrane; early endosome membrane. Gene Ontology annotation, molecular function: R-SMAD binding. The transcript is spliced from 7 exons. The coding region runs from base 564 to 1484 and encodes 306 amino acids.